This is a messenger RNA of Monosiga brevicollis MX1, 1230 nucleotides long. RefSeq lists its product as uncharacterized. The record is from RefSeq and is a predicted model, not a curated record. Bases 64 to 1230 code for a protein of 388 amino acids. Gene Ontology annotation, biological process: tricarboxylic acid cycle; malate metabolic process; oxaloacetate metabolic process. Lineage: Eukaryota; Choanoflagellata; Craspedida; Salpingoecidae. Gene Ontology annotation, molecular function: L-malate dehydrogenase (NAD+) activity. The transcript is spliced from 5 exons.
GAUGACCAGCAGGCCAAAAUCAAUGCCCAGCAUCACCCAGGCCAGACCGCCAAGGCUCUGUGCAUGCAGUUCUCCAAGCCCACCCUCACGGUCUGCGUCACCGGUGCCGCGGGCUACACGGCCUAUAACCUCGUUUAUCUUAUCGCUUCGGGAGAGGUUUUUGGGCACGAUCAACCCGUCGCGCUUCGCCUGCUUGACAUUCCCCUCCUUCAAGCCAAGAUGGAAGGCGUCCAAAUGGAGCUUCAGGACUGCGCCUUCCGGCUCCUCAAAGACGUCAGCACCCAUACCAGCCCCGAUGCUGCAUUUAAAAACGUUGACUAUGCCAUCCUUCUCUCCGCCAUCCCCCGCAGCGAGGAUGCGGACCCCAUGCUCCGCUGCAACAACCGCCUUGAUGUUCUGCGCGCCAAUACCGUCAUCUUCAAAGAACACGGCCUCGCCUUUGAUCGCGUCGCUAAACCCACCACCAAGGUGGUCGUCGUGGCCAAUCCCAGUGCCACCAACGCUCUCAUUGUCAGUAGCUUUGCCAAAAGCGUCCCCAAGGAAAAUUUCACUUCUUUGGCCUGGCUCGACCAAAAUCGCGCCGCUGCCCACAUUGCCGCCCGCUUGAAUGAAGACAAGCUCGAGAGCACCGUGCCGCUGCAACACACUGGUCGUGACAUUCGCAACCUUAUUGUGUGGGGAAAUCACAGUGAUACAAUGUUUCCAGACACUCGCCAGGCCGUCAUCGUGCAGCCCAAGCCCGAGCUGCCUCCCGUCAAACUGCGCGCCGUUCUUCGGGAUGACGGUUUUCUUCUGAAGGAUUUGGUGGAUCAUGUCCGCCAACGUGGCAAGGCCAUUGUACGCAAGCGGCAAACAACCCCCGCCAUGUCUGCUGCGCGCGCUGUCGCCGAUCACGUGUGCGCCUUGCAUGGUGGUACGCGCGAGGGAGAAACUGUCAGCAUGGGCGUCUAUACCAAUGGCAACCCCUACCAGGUGGCGGAUGGCCUCUUCUUUUCUUUUCCAGUUAAAAUCAAGGCUGGCGGCGAAUGGCACAUUGUCAAGAAUAUUCAGCUGGAUGAAUCGCAGCGCGAUCGAAUCCAGGCCUCGGCUCGCGAGCUGGCUGCUGAACGCCAUGCCGCCUUUAUUCUCUGUGGCAUUGCCCUUCCAGAGCCAGCAUCGCCUGUGAAGGAGAGCACGGAGGCAGCCUCCAUGGACACUGGCGCCACUGCCGGCGCCACCCUCGAGCCGUGA